UCAGCAGGGCCAGGUACUGCUUCCAGGAUGGUAACUCCUUUCCUUGACUGCUGUCUUGGCACAGGAGCUCAAAGUGACCAAGCAGCAACCAUAGCUUAACGUUUAAUGGAAUUCUUCCUGAUAGAAACACCCUGGCACCUCUGGAAUUUAGAACCUCCAGACCCAUAGAAUCUAGAGUUAAGUGGGCUUGGGGAAGCACAAAUUCUCCAAGUGGGUCACUGGGUCACUCUUAAUUCCAUCCCUCGGUUCCUGGAUUCAUGUAUUUCACCUAAUGGGGAAAGCACUAUAUUGAUUCAUGGUGUAUUUGCAUCCUGAAAGACAGUGCUUUAUCCUUACAAGGAGUGGUUAAAAGACCUGUGUGAGAAGAAUAAGUGGAGUCACAAAAAGUCCCCCAUCAUAUGGAGAGAGCUGUUGGAUCGUGGAGGAGAGGGCUUGCUUUUGGGAGGAUAUAACGAGUUCCUGGAAUACGCCCAGCUUUACUACGGUGUCACCUCUAGCAUGACUACUGAGCUGAUGAAGAUAAUUGCUCAAGAGAACCUGGAGACACAUAUAGAAAAAAAACUGGAGGAAGAAACCAAGAAAGAUCUCAUCCACCCUUUGCAGGUCUGGAUCACCAGCGCAUCUGUCCCUGCCUGCUACAACCUAAUUCCCAUCUUGACAAGUGGCGAAGUGUUUGGAAUGCACACGGAAAUUAGCCUGAAUCUAUUUGACAAUAAGCAGGCAGAAGAAAAUCUCCAUGUUAUCGUGGCCGAAACUCAGGACCUGGUGGCCCCCUUGCUCCGAAACAUCUCCAUCUGCACCCGAGUGGAGGACGCCUUCCUCCAGGCCCAUGUGAUCAUCAUCCUGGAUGAGAACACUGACCAGGAGGUAUACACUCUAGAAGACUACAUCCGAAGCAGGCUUCCUCUGUGUAGGCUCUAUGGAUACCUGAUCGAGAAAAAUGCUCACGAUUCUGUCAGAGUUAUUGUGGGAGGAAAAACAUUUGUGAAUCUUAAAACCGUUUUGCUUAUGAGAUAUGCCCCAAACGUGGCCCACAACAUCAUUGCCGUGGCACUGGGUGUGGAAGGCCAAGCUAGAGCUGCGCUGGCCAGAAAACUGAGAACAACCUCCUCAUGUAUCAAAAAUGUGAUAGUUUGGGGUAAUAUUAGUGGAAAUAACUACAUUGAUCUGAGAAAAGCCAAGGUUUACAGAUAUGAGAGUGCUAUUUGGGGACCUCCUAACUACUCACGGCCUGUUUUGAGCUUGAUUUUUGAUAGUGACUGGGUAAACAGACAAUAUGUGGAAACUCUUAAAAAGCUGACGGCCACAGGAAAACAAUUUGGAGCCAUCUUAUCUGCACACAGUAUAGCCACUACAUUGAAAUACUGGUACCAUGGCUCACCGCCUGGGGAGAUCGUGUCUUUAGGAGUACUAAGUGAAGGCCAGUUUGGUAUUCCUGAAGGGAUCGUCUUUUCUAUGCCUGUAAAAUUUGAGAAUGGAACUUGGGUAGUUCUUACAGAUCUCAAAGAUACUGAAAUCAGUGAACAAAUAAUGACCAGAAUGACAAGUGAUCUCAUUCAGGAGAAACUUGUUGCACUUGGAGAUUUGAUCAGUUUUCAGCCCUAUCAAUCAGAGACUGACAUAGCCAAAAGCGAUGAAAAGACCAGCUUACCUACCACAUACAACAACCAGGAAAAUCAAAGAGUCUCAGAUGUGGAUCUUUUAGAUCUGAUUCCUCAACCCAUCUCUGAAAAGCCAUACAGUCAAGAAGCCAUAAAUGAUUCUGAAGACAAAAGUGUGGAAGAGCAACAGAUAAAUUAGACCAACUAUAAAGAUAUUUGGUGGUGUAAUAAAUAUGGAAAGACCCAUGAAUGCGUGUAUUUAGGGAAGACACCCCUCCACCUGGUCUGGGGGCAAGCAUGGGACCCAGUUUUGUACAGUGAUACAUAAGAUUUCUGGAGAUGUAUGGGGGGCAGAUGGGGUUGGAGAUAGUUUGCAAGAUUGACUUCCAUCUUAGAUAACAUUAUGCUAGACAAUAACGUGACUGCACACACACAAAAAAUUGAGUUCAAUCAUUUUAUGUUACCUGAAUUCACUCAUAGGUUUGCUUAUUGUCCCAUUUUCUCAUAUAGUUUGGUGUCAAUUGCUGUUUUUUUAAACUACAUUAAAAUACGAUGGUCAGUCAUUGCAUCCUUGCCUGUACAUGCUUCUAAGAGGGACUGCUUCCCCCCACAGGCCAUACCUAAGGCAUGGACAUGAGUGGCCAUGUUUGCUCGGCUGUUCUUACCUCCUUGGCUUCAACUGAUUGGACUAAAAUAAAUACACCUUACUCAAGGGGAACCAAUUAGAU
Molecule: messenger RNA, 2329 nt
Organism: Zalophus californianus (California sea lion)
Lineage: Eukaryota; Metazoa; Chordata; Mammalia; Carnivora; Otariidae
Gene: MDH1B
Product: malate dehydrogenase 1B
Exons: 11
Coding region: 499-1800 (433 amino acids)
Biological process (GO): malate metabolic process; oxaloacetate metabolic process; tricarboxylic acid cycle
Molecular function (GO): L-malate dehydrogenase (NAD+) activity
Source: RefSeq, a predicted model, not a curated record